This is a messenger RNA of Salvelinus fontinalis (brook trout), 2199 nucleotides long. It is a transcript of the gene sox7, whose product is annotated as SRY-box transcription factor 7. The coding region runs from base 577 to 1938 and encodes 453 amino acids. The record is from RefSeq and is a predicted model, not a curated record. Gene Ontology annotation, molecular function: DNA-binding transcription factor activity, RNA polymerase II-specific; RNA polymerase II cis-regulatory region sequence-specific DNA binding. The transcript is spliced from 2 exons. Lineage: Eukaryota; Metazoa; Chordata; Actinopteri; Salmoniformes; Salmonidae. Gene Ontology annotation, biological process: regulation of DNA-templated transcription; anatomical structure morphogenesis; cell differentiation.
AAUGACAGUUAAGAUGACAGCUAAGAACCAAUUAGGACUUGAUCUUUAUUUACUGUCAUUAGGGAUAGCCUAUUAAAGCUGUUUUUGUUGUAUGACGUGAUUUAUUGGUAAAUGGUGCUGAAAUGUCCCCCUCCCCUUUUUUCUCUUUUCUUUCUCGAAGGCAGGUUUCAAGUUGCAAUCAAGGAGGAGCUGAGAGUCCUCUGAGGCUGCUGUUGGAACCUGCUGCUCAAAUAUAAAGGAGCUGUUUGCCUUCCAACCGCAAGCAAACACUGAAUCACAACCUCAUAGGAGGAGAUCCAGAAACCACACAUACACACACACACGGUGCUUCUCAUAACCAAAAGUGGCAACCAGACUUCUAGCUUAGACUUUCUAACCUACAGCUCAACCAAUUUAGUCAGUUGUUGAGUCAGUUCGCUACAAACCAAUUCUUUAUUCUUUAAAAAAAGGUUAUAUAUAUAUAUCUUAUGGAACGCAUUUCUUAAGGCACAUCCCACUGUAAUAGCGUCUAGUAAAUUGAGAGCAAGUGAAGUUUUGUUGAGAGAGGAGCGCGGAGAGCGCGCAGAGAGCGCGAGAAUGGCUGCAUUGAUCAGCGCGUACUCGUCUUGGCCGGAGAGCUUUGAGUGCUCGGCGGGAGAUGGGGACGUGCCCGACGGACAUGGCUCACACAGAACUCCCGUGGACAAGACGUCGGAGCCGCGCAUCAGACGGCCCAUGAACGCGUUCAUGGUCUGGGCCAAAGAUGAGAGGAAGCGCCUGGCUGUCCAAAACCCAGACCUGCACAACGCAGAGCUUAGUAAGAUGCUGGGCAAGUCGUGGAAGGCCCUGACCCCCUCUCAGAAGCGUCCGUAUGUGGAGGAAGCCGAGAGGCUGCGCGUGCAGCACAUGCAGGACUACCCCAACUAUAAGUACCGGCCUCGCCGGAAGAAGCAGCUAAAACGCAUCUGUAAACGCGUGGAUCCCGGCUUCCUGCUGGGCAGCCUGGUGGGCCCCGACCAAAACGCCCUGUCCGACCCCCGGGGUCUCUGUCACCCCUUGGGUUUGGAUAAGGACGAGGAUGGGGUUAGUGGUGGUGAUGGAGGUGUUGGGUUCUCGACCCUCUCUUCCCCCAGCCCAGGGCCUCUACCUGGGGUUAGAUCCUUCAGAGAUGUACCGUCCAGCUCCAGCUCCAACAGCUUCGACACCUAUCCCUACGGUCUCCCCACCCCGCCUGAGAUGUCCCCUCUGGAUCAUGCUCUGGACCACGACCACCCUUCCUACUAUCCUUCCUCCUCUUCCUCCUCCUCGUCCGUCUCCUCCCCCGAGGAGCGCCACCAGCACCGUCAGGGUCAGACCCCCGGAGGUGGAGGUGGGGGUCCCAUGUGCCUCAGUCCUUCAUCUUACCACCCUGACUACACCCCCACUCAGACUUCCAUUCACUGUGGUGGCUCCCACUCCCACCUGACCCACCUCUCCCACUUGUCCCAGGCCCAGUCCGGAGGCCUCAUCCCUGGGCAUCCUCUGUCCUACUACAACCCAUCCUCCUGGUCCUCCCAGCUCCAGGUCCACCCGGGCCUCAAUCACCCUCACUUAAGGCACCUGUCCCCAGGUCACCACCACCAGCACCACUUGGGUCAGCUCUCCCCUCCUCCCGAGCAGAACCACAGUCAUCUGGAGACUUUGGACCAGCUGAGUCAGGUAGAGCUUCUAGGGGAGGUCGACCGUGAUGAGUUCGACCAGUACCUGAACUCGACGGCGGCAGGCGCGGCAGCAGCAGGGGUGGGGGUGUUCCAUUCCGAACAGGGAGGAGGAGGAGGAGGGAUGACGGUGACAGGUCACAUCCAGGUGACAUCGGCAUCAGCUCCGUCUUCUGAGAGCGGCGUCGUCGGGGAAUCCAGCCUGAUCUCUGUGCUGGCGGACGCCACGGCAGCAUACUACAACAACUACGGCCUGUCUUAGACAGGACGGGUUGUCGAGUUACCUGGUUGCCAUGCCUACGCCCGCCGCUCUCGUCGUCACACCUGGAACUGACCAGGGGACAUAUGUCUCAAGCGUUUCAGUGUAGAAGUGCUGAUCUAGGAUCAGGUCCCCCUGUCCAUGUCAUCUGAUUCAUUAUGUUCUAGGAUCAGGUCCCCCCCCCGGUCCAUGUAAUCUGAUUCCUUAUGAUCUAGGAUCAGGCCCCCCCCCCCCGGUCCAUGUAAUCUGAUUCAUUAUGAUCUA